This is a messenger RNA of Haemonchus placei, 339 nucleotides long. The record is from the annotation of a GenBank genome assembly. Lineage: Eukaryota; Metazoa; Nematoda; Chromadorea; Rhabditida; Trichostrongylidae.
AUGAACCUGCUGCUACUACUAUGCACACUUGGACUUGUUGCACUGACCGCAGCUGAACCUCGGCUGAGGUUAUCCAGCGCUGAAGAGGACCUUGUACGACGAGCGAAGGUACUGCUCAAGAAGAAAGGAAACAUGUGGGGAACGCCUUCAAAAACGUAUGGUUAUACAAAUUUAGCAGAAAAGAGACGCGUUCGUGAACUCUUCGGAAAACGAUCUGCUAUAUCAGCCACUCCCGAAAACGAAGCGGAGCUGUCGGAUGAACAAUAUCAACCGGUAGAUGAUCUCCUGAUGGAACUGCAUCGCGAUCGACGAGGACGUGUACGAGAACUGUUCGGCUAA